Entrophospora sp. SA101 is the source of this 777-nucleotide messenger RNA. The record is from the annotation of a GenBank genome assembly. NCBI's taxonomy places the organism in Eukaryota, Fungi, Glomeromycota, Glomeromycetes, Entrophosporales, Entrophosporaceae.
AUGUUAGUUCGGCGUGAUUCUAUCUCAUUGGCAAAUCAAUAUCCUAUCCUUAUAUAUCUCGCCAUGAACUCAAUUGCCAUACCCACAGCCGCUGCCACCACACAAUCUAUCACCAUUAUUAAUCCAUCUUCCAACUCUUCAACUACUAUUACUGUUACCCACAUUAUCUUCUAUAUUUCCUGCGCCUUCAAUAGUCAUGAUCCUCAGAGAGUAUUACGCCAAAUGAUGAAUCUUUGCAGACACAUUUAUUCAAGGGGUUUAGUUGACGGAAGUGGUAGCGAUGUAACUAUUAAAGCAUUUGGCAAAGAUUAUCUUUUACAUAGAAUAAUACUUUAUCAAAACCCAUAUUUUUCUGUUUUAUUAGAAGGUCCUUGGAAAGAGAGUGGUCAAAAGGCCAUUGAACUUAAAUUUGAUGAUGAAAAUAUUACUCGUGAUGCAUUUGAAAUAGCUUUAGGUCGUUUGUAUGGUAGAUUAGAUGAAUAUAUAUUACCCAAUCGGGUUCUAAACUUACUUGCCACAGCUUCUUUUCUUGAUCUGCAAGAUUUAUGUGAAAUGUGUGUGGAAGUUAUACUACGUGACAUUAAAGAUGACACCGUUGUACAUUACCUUACUUUUGCUACAACCCAUUUUUAUGGAAGUCAUUCUGAAAAAAUUACUGAAUCUUGUUUUACUUACCUUUGUAGAGAAGGUUACGAUAAUAAUAAAUUGAAGGCUGCUUUUUUGACAUUACCAGUUGAAUGGUUAAAAAAAAUAAUCGAGAAAUAUGGUCUUUUAUGA